AUGGAGAUCGAUAAACCCGCCGCGGAUGCCGCCGCGAAUGCCGCAGGUUUCAGCGGCUCGUCGCCCGCUUCUGACGGCGAGCAGCAUCGACGAGGCAUUCCCGUGGCGCAAUUCGUUGCUGACGUGGAGGCGUUUUUGGCGGGCAGAGAAGCGCCAGCUCGCUCUCCGCCGCUCUCUCCUCCGCUCCCCUCCGCUCUCCCCCGCUCUCCUCCGCUCUCCUCCGCUCUCCUCUGCUCUCCUUCGCUCUCAUCCCCUCUCCUCCCCUCUCCUCCCCUCUCCUCCCCUCUCCUCCCCUCUCCUUCGCUCUCCUCUCUCCGCCGCUCUCCGCCGCUCUCCUCCGUCGUUCCAUGGAUGCAGCAAUACAAGCUGUUGGAAAUCAAGCUGCUCACCCAGAAGAGAGACCUGCAGUCGAAGCUGCCAGACAUAAAGAAGAGCCAGGAGAUUGUGCAGACGCUGGUGAAGAAACGGGAAGAAAAGCAGCAAGUGCGUUUGGACUAUGUCUUAGCCGAUGGCGUGUUCGCCCGAGCAGACGUGAAGGAUGCAGACUCGGUGUGCCUGUGGCUGGGGGCGAAUGUCAUGGUGGAAUACCCCUUUGAUGAGGCUCUGGCUCUGCUGGCGCGCAAUGAGGAGAAUGCCACAAGCAGCCUUGCAAACAUCGAUGGUGACCUGCUGUUCGUGCGAGAUCAAAUCAACAUUACUGAGGUGACUGUAGCGAGGGUGCACAAUUGGGACGUUCAGCGCAGAAGAGCAGCCGGGGCUGGAAGCAGCACCAGUGCCUUGAGGGAGGAGAUUGCUGCCUGA
Closterium sp. Naga37s-1 is the source of this 801-nucleotide messenger RNA. The record is from the annotation of a GenBank genome assembly. Lineage: Eukaryota; Viridiplantae; Streptophyta; Zygnematophyceae; Desmidiales; Closteriaceae.